Messenger RNA from Porites evermanni, 488 nucleotides. The record is from the annotation of a GenBank genome assembly. NCBI's taxonomy places the organism in Eukaryota, Metazoa, Cnidaria, Anthozoa, Scleractinia, Poritidae.
AAACAGAAAAACCCGAGAAAACAUGGCGAAUCAGAGGAAAACAUAGAGAAACAUGGAAAAACAGGGAGAAUCAGGGGAAAACAUAGAAAAACAUGGGAAAACAGGGGAAAACGUAGAAAAACAAAGGAAAACAGGGAGAAUCAGGGGAAAACAUACUAAAAACAUGAAUAUACAGGGAGAAUCAGAGGAAAACAUAGAAAAACACGAGAAAAAAGGGCCAGUCAGGUGAAAACAGAAAAACACUAGAAAACAGGGCGACUCAGAGCAAAACAUAGAAAAACAUGGAAAAACAGGAAGAAUCAAGGGAAACAUAGAAAAACAUGGGAAAACAGGGGAAAACGUAGAAAAACACGGAACAACAAGGAGAAUGAAGGAAAAACAUAGAAAAACAUGGGAACACAGGGAAAAACGUAGAAAAACACAGGAACACAGGGAGAAUCAGAGGAAAACAUAGAAAAACACGGAAAAACAGGGAGAAUCAAGGAAAA